GACAGGAGAGAGAACGUGUCCUCGGGUUCCUGCUUUUCGCAGCAGCGUGACCGGAGUCCCUGCGUGUGCUGCGGGAGCUGGCGGGAGGCAACAUGAAGUUCAGAGGCGCGGGUGCGGGGGCGAACGGCCUUCGGCUGACCAUGGAGAGCGCUCUGACCGCCCGCGACCGCGUCGGGGUGCAGGAUUUUGUCCUGCUUGAGAACUUCACCAGCGAAGCCGCCUUUAUUGAAAACCUGCGUAAGCGCUUCAAGGAGAACCUGAUCUAUACAUACAUCGGCUCGGUUCUGGUGUCUGUUAAUCCAUACAAGGAACUGGAAAUCUACAGCAAACAGAACAUGGAGCGGUACCGUGGUGUCAGCUUCUAUGAAGUGUCUCCUCACCUCUACGCCAUCGCCGACAACUCCUACCGCUCCCUGCGCACGGAGAGGAAAGACCAGUGUAUUCUGAUCUCUGGCGAGAGCGGGGCUGGCAAGACGGAGGCCACCAAGAAGAUCCUGCAGUACUACGCCGUGACCUGUCCCGCCAGCCAGCAGGUCGAAACCGUGAAGGACCGCCUGUUACAGUCCAACCCCGUCCUGGAGGCCUUUGGAAAUGCAAAAACCCUUAAGAAUGACAACUCCAGCCGAUUUGGGAAAUACAUGGAUGUGCAGUUUGAUUACAGGGGGGCUCCUGUUGGGGGCCACAUCUUGAACUACCUCCUGGAGAAAUCCCGAGUAGUCCAUCAGAAUCAUGGAGAGAGGAACUUCCACAUUUUCUACCAGCUGCUAGAAGGAGGGGAGGAGGACUUACUUCGGAGGCUGGGCCUCGAGAAGAGCCCACAGCAGUAUCACUAUUUAGUAAAGGGUCACUGUGCAAGGGUCAGUUCCAUAAAUGAUAAAAAUGAUUGGAAGAUUGUGCGAAGAGCCCUGUCCGUGAUCGGCUUCAAUGACAACGAGGUGGAGGACUUGCUGAGCAUCGUGGCUAGCGUGCUGCAUCUGGGGAACGUGCAGUUUGCUGCCGACGAGCAGGGCAGUGCUCAGGUCACUACAGAGAACCAGAUCAAGUACCUGGCCAGGCUUCUGGCAGUCGAAGGCUCUGUUCUUCGAGACGCGUUGACCCACAAGAAGAUCAUAGCGAAAGGGGAAGAGUUGGUCAGUCCUCUGAACCUGGAGCAGGCAGCCUACGCACGGGACGCGCUUGCCAAGGCCAUCUACGGGCGCACUUUCUCCUGGCUGGUGAACAAGGUUAACAAGUCUCUGGCGUACAAGGAAGGAGAGUUCCCAGGCUGGAGAAGCACGACAGUUCUAGGAUUGCUCGAUAUCUAUGGAUUUGAGGUUUUCCAGCACAACAGCUUUGAGCAAUUUUGUAUUAAUUAUUGUAAUGAAAAAUUGCAGCAGCUCUUCAUAGAGCUCACGUUAAAGUCAGAGCAAGAGGAGUACGAGUCAGAAGGCAUAGCGUGGGAACCAGUUCAGUAUUUCAAUAACAAAAUCAUUUGCGACUUGGUGGAAGAGAAAUUCAAAGGCAUCAUUUCUAUUCUGGAUGAAGAGUGUCUGAGACCGGGGGGUGCCACCGAUAUGACAUUCUUGGAGAAACUGGAGGAAACGGUGAAGAACCACCCUCACUUUCUCACGCACAAACUCGCUGACCAGAAGACUCGCAAGUCCCUGGGGCGGGAGGAGUUUCAGCUGCACCACUACGCGGGGGGCGUCAUCUACAGCGUCGCAGGUUUUCUGGAUAAAAACAACGACCUUCUCUUUCGCAACCUGAAGGAGACCAUGUGCAACUCCGAGAACCCCAUCAUCAACCAGUGUUUUGACAGGACGGAGCUGACAGACAAGAAGCGACCGGAAACGGCAGCAACUCAGUUUAAGAACAGCCUCUCCAAGCUGAUGGAAAUCCUGAUGUCCAAAGAGCCCUCCUACAUCCGCUGCAUAAAACCCAACGACACUAAACAGGCUGAUCAGUUCAAUGAAGUCCAGAUCCGCCACCAAGUGAAGUACCUGGGGUUGAUGGAGAACCUCAGGGUGCGCAGGGCUGGGUUUGCCUAUCGAAGAAAAUACGAGGUUUUCCUGCAGAGGUACAAAUCGCUCUGUCCAGAAACGUGGCCGACGUGGGACGGCCGGCCAUGGGGUGUUUUUUUGGGCUACAAACCGGAAGAAUACAAAAUGGGACGAACAAAGAUUUUUAUCCGCUUUCCCAAGACCUUGUUCGCAACGGAAGAUGCUCUGGAAGUGCGGAAGCAGAGCCUGGCCACAAAGAUGCAGGCCACGUGGAGAGGCUUCUACCAUCGGAAGAAAUUCCUGGGCAUGAAGCGCUCAGCCAUAGCCAUCCAGUCCUGGUGGCGGGGAACGCUGGGGCGCCGAAAAGCUGCCAAGAAGAAGUGGGCGGUACAGACCAUCAGAAGGUUCAUUAAAGGUUUUAUUUACCGGAACCACCCUCGCUGCCCAGAGAACGAGUAUUUCUUUGACUACAUCCGCUUCGCCUUCCUGAUGAACCUCAGGCGGAAUCUACCCCGGACGGUUUUGAACAAGUCGUGGCCCACUCCUCCUCCGUCGCUCUGCGAGGCGUCCCAGCUCCUGCGGCAGCUCUGCAUGCAGAACAUGGUCUGGACCUACUGCAAGCGAAUCAGUCCCGAGUGGAAGCAGCAGCUGGAACAGAAAGUAAUCGCCAGCGAGAUUUUUAAGGGCAAAAAAGACAAUUACCCUCAGAGCGUUCCUAGACUCUUCAUCAACACCCGGCUUGGUAAUGAAGAAAUAAAUGCCAGGGUCCUUCAGGCUCUAGGCAGCGAAGCCAUUAAGUACGCAGUUCCCGUGGUCAAGUACGACCGGAAGGGAUACAAAGCAAGAGCGCGGCAGCUGCUGCUUACCCAGAGCGCGGCCGUCAUAGCUGAAGAGUCCAAGAUCAAGCAACGGAUCAACUACGCCGACCUGACAGGCAUCUCCGUCAGCAGCCUGAGCGACAACCUGUUCGUGCUGCACGUGCACUGCGAGGACAACAAGCAGAAGGGAGACGUCGUACUCCAGAGCGACCACGUCAUCGAGACCUUGACCAAAACGGCCGUGCAGGCGGGCAAAGUCAACAACGUCAACAUCAACNNNNACAGCAUCAAGUUCGCAGUUGGGCAGGGCAAAGAGGGCAUCAUCGACUUCAUCUCGGGGUCAGAACUGCUCAUCGCCAAAGCCAAGAACGGCCAUCUAACG
Molecule: messenger RNA, 3179 nt
Organism: Eurypyga helias (sunbittern)
Lineage: Eukaryota; Metazoa; Chordata; Aves; Eurypygiformes; Eurypygidae
Gene: MYO1C
Product: myosin IC
Biological process (GO): vesicle transport along actin filament; actin filament organization
Cellular component (GO): plasma membrane; vesicle; microvillus
Molecular function (GO): ATP binding; actin filament binding; microfilament motor activity
Source: RefSeq, a predicted model, not a curated record